AGGUGUUACUGACAAAGACAAAUGGCUAUCACGUAUCCUCUCAGUAAAAGAAGGACGUCCGUUAAACACAAAUUACGUCCUCAAAUACGGAGCAAAUAGACUGCUACAGACAGUGAAUCUAUGUUCUAAGCUGAAGACACGGGCAUCAAGGCUGUAUUCUCGACUGGGAGAGACUGUCGACAACUGUUCACUCAAUAGUACUGAAAAGCUCUUGACACUGUCACUAUCAAAACCAAAGCAAUUCGAACUGGAAUACUAUACAUCGCGUGAUGUUGCCGUUCGCCGCUUUUACUUUGUUGUUAAUGACAUCUCUCGGAACCCUGAAGGUAAUCGACUUAAAUUACUUUCAUUUAUAAAUGUGUAUAUAUCUUUUUUCCCUUCCGUAUCACAUGCGCUAUCGAUUAUAUUCCACGACAUUACUAAAUAAUCUUUGUUCGCGCAGUUAAGCAGUAAGAAUGGGAUUUUCACUUCGGUUUAAUCGUAUGUAAGUCCUCCACAUGUGAACAUGCAACCUAAUUUUCAGGCAGCUAAGAGCUUAAUUAAUGCUGUAGUAUGCAAUGCCUUCAGAGGAAACACAAGGAAACUUUAUAAAAUGCAUAAGCAACAA
This is a messenger RNA of Trichobilharzia szidati, 607 nucleotides long. Lineage: Eukaryota; Metazoa; Platyhelminthes; Trematoda; Strigeidida; Schistosomatidae. The record is from the annotation of a GenBank genome assembly.